Messenger RNA from Vanderwaltozyma polyspora DSM 70294, 966 nucleotides. RefSeq names its product phosphatidylglycerol phospholipase (gene PGC1). NCBI's taxonomy places the organism in Eukaryota, Fungi, Ascomycota, Saccharomycetes, Saccharomycetales, Saccharomycetaceae. The coding region runs from base 1 to 966 and encodes 321 amino acids. Gene Ontology annotation, biological process: lipid metabolic process. The transcript has a single exon. The record is from RefSeq and is a predicted model, not a curated record. Gene Ontology annotation, molecular function: phosphoric diester hydrolase activity.
AUGUUGAAGAUAGUUGGGCAUAGAGCUUACAAGGGAAAAUAUCCAGAGAAUACCAUUGAAGCUUAUGAAAAUGCAUUUGCUAGUGGCGUUGAUAUAAUUGAAACUGAUCUUCAGAUGACUAAAGAUGGUGUUGUAGUGGUUAAUCAUGAUUCCGAUACAGGGCGUAUGUGGGAUAAGGAAUUGAUAAUAUCUGAAUCAACUUAUGAGGAGUUACAAGAAUUAAGAUGCAAGGAAAAUCCGGAUUUGAAGAUGUUAACUCUGGAUCAAGUAUUAGAAUGGGCUGUUGCUCAUCCUAGUGCUAAGAUGAUGUUGGAUAUUAAAUUUACCAAUAAAAAAAUAAUUCUAAUGAAAUGUUAUUCUGCAAUGAUGGCAAUUAAAAAUGAUAGAAAAUAUUGGCAGAAUAGAAUAAUCUGGGGGGUUUGGCUUUUAGAUUGGUUUAAAUAUGGUGUUGAAACUGGCGUAUUUCAAGAUUUUAAAGUAAUAGUCAUUACGCUGUCAUUGGACAUAGCCAAGGAUUUCAUCGAAUAUUCUCUUCAAUUGAAUAACGCUCAUUAUAGAUUAUAUGGCAUAAGUAUUCAUUUCGUUGCCUCUUGGACCUAUGAAUACACGACAAAUAUUGUACCUAUGAUGAAGAGGCAGAAUGUUAAAGUGUUCCUAUGGACAGUAAAUAAAGCCGUCGAUAUUAAAUACGCUUGCCAACUACCAAGUGUAUAUGCUAUCAUCACCGAUGACCCAGUAGAGGCCCGCCAUCUAUCAGCAGAAUAUGUACGCCAUCAUGAGGACAUAAAGAAAUUUGAAAUCCCAUCAUUGAUCUCAGCAAACGGUAUUAGGUUCCACUCUUUUGUUAAAGUUUACAACAUUGUCGCUAAGAUUCUUUUCGCUAAAUGGCUACAUUUUAAAGUGUUUGGCUGGUCCAUUGCAUACGUUAUAUUUCUAUUCUUAAGAUCAAUUAAAUUCCUAGGAUAA